AUGUCGCUUCCCCCGGAGACCCGCGAACAGUAUACCCAGGUCAUCGACUCGAUUCUGGCCCAAAGCGACCUGAACACCAUCUCCGAAAAGCGCAUCCGCAGAGGCCUCCAGGAUGCCGUCGGCCAUGAUCUCACACCGCAGAAGGCUGCGAUCAAGCAGCUUAUUAUGGAACGAUUCGACAUCUUUGCGGACCAGGGUGGGAUAGGGGCUUCUGGAGAUGGGGAUAAGACGACUGAAACGACGACCAACGGCCACGAUAACAGUGGUGGCUCAGCCACGCCUGCCGAACGUUCGCCCUCCACGCUCUCUGCGUCACCACAGAAACGCGCAGCAGAAAACGAAGAACCGGCGGAUAGUCCCGAUGAAGCAUCCCCGCCGGCGAAGAAACAGAAGCCGGAACAUGACAUCGACGCCGAUGCCCUCUUUGCGGCCAAAUUACAAGCCGAAGAAAAUAUGCGUGCCCGGCCCACUAGAGGUGCCAGCACACGGAAAGCGGCACCGGCCAAAAAGAAGGCCAAGCCCAAGCCUAAGACCAAGACCUCCAAGAAGGUCAAGGCAGAGGAUGACUCGGAUGUUGAUUCGGGGUCUGAGUCGGGCAAAAAGGAGGUCAAACGGUCCGGUGGAUUUCACGCACCAAUGGCACUUUCGCCUGCACUUUCGUCGCUUUUGAACGAAGAAAUGCUAUCGCGACCCCAAACGGUCAAGAAAGUCUGGGAGUAUAUUCACAAACAUGAACUUCAAGAUCCCAGUGACCGACGCCACAUCCUCUGUGACGAUGCAAUGCGUACCGUCUUCAAGCAAGAUCGGAUACACAUGUUUGCCAUGACCAAAAUUCUCAAUCAGAACCUGUACAGCCCAGACGACUAG
Molecule: messenger RNA, 867 nt
Organism: Aspergillus chevalieri
Lineage: Eukaryota; Fungi; Ascomycota; Eurotiomycetes; Eurotiales; Aspergillaceae
Product: SWIB/MDM2 domain protein
Exons: 5
Coding region: 1-867 (288 amino acids)
Biological process (GO): nucleolar large rRNA transcription by RNA polymerase I; transcription initiation at RNA polymerase I promoter
Cellular component (GO): nucleus; RNA polymerase I upstream activating factor complex
Molecular function (GO): RNA polymerase I cis-regulatory region sequence-specific DNA binding
Source: RefSeq, a predicted model, not a curated record